Hydra vulgaris (swiftwater hydra) is the source of this 1204-nucleotide messenger RNA. RefSeq names its product homeobox protein aristaless. Lineage: Eukaryota; Metazoa; Cnidaria; Hydrozoa; Anthoathecata; Hydridae. The record is from RefSeq and is a predicted model, not a curated record. Gene Ontology annotation, biological process: regulation of transcription by RNA polymerase II. Gene Ontology annotation, molecular function: RNA polymerase II transcription regulatory region sequence-specific DNA binding; DNA-binding transcription factor activity, RNA polymerase II-specific.
AAUCGAUUCAAAGACCAGUUUUUGAUACAGCUUCCUCUAAACCGAAUAAAAACUUAUUGUAUAUAUCUUUCGAUACUGUCUUGUUAUAUUGCAUUGAGUCACCUUGGCUGGAUAUAAGUUCGCACGAUUAUAAAUAUAUAUAUAUAUAAUCAUAUAUAUAAAAUAAACAAAUUUUACGCAAACUAAGCCAAAGCAAGUUAAUACUGUUUUUCAUCAAGCCAGAUAAUGACUUUGUUAGGUAUGCUGCCAAGUAGUCAAGAGGAGAACAGUAAUUUCUCUGACUUUAAAGAAAUCAAGGGGGAAGAGUAUCAAAACCAACGCUUUUCAAACGGAAAGCGAAAGCAAAGAAGGUAUCGCACUACCUUUACGCAGUUUCAACUAGAUGAACUUGAAAGAGCAUUUGAUAAAACACACUAUCCGGAUGUUUUCAUGCGCGAGGAACUUGCUGUUCGGGUUCACCUAACAGAAGCAAGAGUUCAGGUAUGGUUUCAAAAUAGACGUGCAAAAUGGAGAAAACGGGAAAAGUUAAGUUAUAACGUUCAUCAACAACAACAUGGUUCAAAUGGCGAAGUUUCAAGCCCUUACCAUAUUUCUACUAGCCCAAAGAUUCAGUCACAGCAGAGACCAGUAUCAUCUCAAAUGCCAACUCCUCUCUCUCACCAUACUGCAUUUCAACCUUGGGCUCAAUCUCCAUACUGUCCGCAAUCUACAUCUCCUUAUCCUCAGUACCCACAUUACCAACAGUCUUCAAUGAUUGGAAACUACGCUCGCCCAUCAUCAUACCAAUAUAUGUCUCAUCAUACAGGUUCAGUUAUAUCUUCCACACCUGAAAAUCUUUCACCUCAAGAUUCUCAGUUUACGGGGCAUUCGUCAUUUAACAAUUUAAAGGGACAAAAUCAGUUAAUUUUUGCAUAAAAGUUUUAUAAACUAAUAUGUCAAAUAAGACUAAAGAAGACUGUAACCGAACCAAGUGCAGUACUUUACAGCGCAAUAACUUUUGUGUGAGCGUAAAAAGGAGGUAAAUAUAAUUCCUCUAAAAGACUCCGCAAAUAAGUUCAAAAUGAACAUUACUUUGUUGCAAGGUUUAAUUUGUUCACGGCAAAGUUUUUAUCUAAAUUAAAAACAAUAAUAAUAACAAAUUCAAUUUGAAUCAAUGUGUAAAUGAAUUAUUUACUUUUUAAAUGUUAUAUAGAGCAAUUUUAUA